GUCUAACAACUUUUCCAAAUCUGUAUGUAACCCGACCUAUGCAUGGUAGAAGUAUGUUUGCAGUCUUACAACCACAUGUAACAUUACAUUUACGAGUCCCGUUGCCUACUAAGAAUCUCACAUGGCUCACAUGAUCGGUACUGUCUCCUUGAUAGGACAUGAAUCAACUGAGAACUAGCCUGUGCUGUAGCCGAGAGGAUGAAAGUCGCUGUGGGUCGCCGGCCUCUGGUCUAUUGUAUGCUCCUGCUCAUCACCGUGUACCUCACGGGCCUGAACUGCAUCUAUAACCAGACAGGGCUGUUGAGAUACGGCAAAUCCGACGAUUGCUCUUUAUCAACAGAGGGAGAUUGCGUUUGCGACUGUGGUGAGCCAAAAGGUUCAGAAUCACCUCUCAGGGCCACACAACGAAGUGUUGGCUUUGUCCAGGACCUUGUUACUAAACCCGAGAAGCAACCAUGCCGAACAGAUGAAGUGGGUGAUGGACCAAUUCACUGGCGAGGAGACGAGAAACCUGUCCUUGUGUUCGAGCAUGACGGAAAGAAGGAGAACAAAACGUGGUCGACAUCUCUGCAGAUGGUGACUGAGUCGUACAACCUGGUGCGAGUCAGGCAGGCGUUCUCCCGUCCAUGGGCACCAAAUAAGGAAAACUUGGAUAGAUUAAGGAGACAUUUAAAAGAUUGUUGUGACGCGCAAAAGGGCAUGAUUCUAACCAAAGAGAACGGGAUCAUGGACUACGACUAUGAAUUCCCCAAGCUCAUUGAUAGCGAGGUGAAAUUGAAGCUCAGCGAGGAGUUUUAUGAUGAGUUUCCACAGAAAACGCCGAUACCGGAGAAAAUGUAUGGUCGUUGCGCUGUGGUGGGUAAUGGUGGGAUCCUGAAGGGAAGCGGAUGUGGGAAGGACAUUGACAGCCACGACUUUGUCUUCAGAAUAAAUCUACCUCCGCUGGGGAAGAAACCAUCCUAUGACAGACAUGUUGGAGUCAAAGCAAACCUGACCAGCACCACUACAGCCAUGCUCCGGAAAUACAGACCGAUACUGCAGGACCCACAGAUGCUGGAUAAAUUCCUGAAUGAAACUUCCGUCUACAAAGGGCUUCUGGUCGUCAAACGACCGUUCGAUUACGUGGUUGCCCUUCAAAAGGGAUUAGAGAAAAACUUGUCGCAACUGAAGAUCGUUUACCAGAAUCCGGUUCACUACCUGGAUGUCAGCUGGUACUGGAGUAAACAAGGCCUUCCGGGCGUCAUAAGCACAGGCCUCUAUCAGGUGACUAACGCCAUCAUGCUGUGUGAGGAGGUGACUCUGUACGGCUUCUGGCCUUUUCCUAUCACCGAGAUAGGAUCGAAGGUUGGCUUUCACUACCACUCCUCUCCCAUCUUCAUCGGCCCUGCGGCCGGGAUGGAGUCCGUGUACGACAUGGGCAAGGAGUUCAUGAUGAUCAGGAAGCUGCACACCAUGGGCGUGGUCAGGGUCAUGUUGGACAGGUGCGAGAAAUCAGACGAGGAGUGAUGUAUCUCCUGGCCGAACCUGGGUGAUCAUGGCGUAUUGAAGUCACCGGAAUCAGUGCAUGAAGAGCUGGGAGCAGGAAACCAGACAGAAUUUCCCCGCGGCUUGAGCAGGAUAGUACUUUUGUACCACGGCUCAGUUGUUUGCUGCAGUGAUAGUAUUAUAUGUAAUCAGUGUCUACUGUGACUAAAACGCACGACGCUGUGAAGUUGUCUUGUAUGGAGUGUUGUCUCAUGAACACUUGAAACUGGUCAUCAUUGCAAAAUUGCACAUGACGUCCGACGUAUGUACUACUAUGCCAUUUUGGUUAGAAGUAAGAAUGAGACACAUUAAAUCAGAAACACCUGGUA
Branchiostoma floridae (Florida lancelet) is the source of this 1853-nucleotide messenger RNA. Its product is annotated as alpha-N-acetylneuraminide alpha-2,8-sialyltransferase-like. The transcript has 9 exons. Gene Ontology annotation, biological process: oligosaccharide metabolic process; N-glycan processing. Bases 199 to 1506 code for a protein of 435 amino acids. Gene Ontology annotation, molecular function: alpha-N-acetylneuraminate alpha-2,8-sialyltransferase activity. Lineage: Eukaryota; Metazoa; Chordata; Leptocardii; Amphioxiformes; Branchiostomatidae. The record is from RefSeq and is a predicted model, not a curated record.